AUGGCUCAACGUGAAGCUAACAAUAUACUACAAGUAAACAGACUUAGUAUGUGUUACCCUGAAGAGUUCUUAGAUAAGCGUUCAUCAUCAUCUUACAUCAAUAUGGUUCUAGAUCAUUAUGCUGCAUCUCAUGGUGUCGAUCAUCUUUUCGUGAAGGGGGCGUUUAGGGUGAUUUUGCAAAACCUGAGGUUAAAUGAAUUAGAGUUAUCCAAAUUGACAACUUUGCAUCUUGAGUACUGCUGGUGGCCGUAUGGUGUGCAUUCCGACACUGAAUGCUUUGAUUUCUCAGCGGUGUGUCCCAAUCUGGUCCUGAGCUCUUGUUUUGUUUGGAGAUUUAAGGUUUUGAAAAUAUCAGGAGCUAAACUUGUCAACUUAACUAUGAACGGGGUAGGUUGUGAUCAUAAGGUGGAAAUUUCUGCACCAAAGCUUAUGGUCUUGAAAAUUAAAGGGGAGACAGAAUUGAAUUUCUCUGCGAUAAACCUCCCUUCUCUGAAACACGCGGAAGUGGGUUGUGUCCUCUGUGACGGCAGAUGGAAACAAAAUGAUGUUCAAAUACUGAAAGAUUUGUGGGGGAUGAAGUGGUUGUUCGCUGAAAAUAUGCUUAAAUUUUUUCGAGGGCUUCAAAAUGCAGUCUCUUACACUAUGCACUUCUUCUGUAGCGGCUUUAGCUAUGGUUAUGGAUAUGAUAGAGGUUCAACCUUCUCCCUUCAGCAGAUUGAAGUCCUUGAAGUUUAUAGACAAAUAUAUAAAUUUCCAACUUAUGACUUUGCUAGGGAUCCUCCAUCCUCUUCUUCUAACAAGUCUAUGGCACCAGGAGGAGCUGUGGACAGACUGAGUGAUCUAUCAGACCACUUUAUCCAAAUGUUAAAGAACGUGAAGUUGAUUGACAGAGGUUUGAAGAUACCUGCAAAAGUGAUAACCUUUGAUCUCAACAUGCCAAUCCAACCUGAGCUCACCCAUAGCCAGGAUAGCUGCAUUGCAGAAUUUGACAAUGCAGUGGUUAUGGAGCAGGGGUUAAUUAAGGUGAUGAUAAUGGGCCAUAAAAUUCCAGCAGCUGGGAUUGAUGUGGAUUCUAAUAAUAGAAGAGUUGGGACUAACCUAGGAAUGUCAAAGGAGUGGUUGGAGGAGUUUGAGAAUUUGGCUUAUUUGCGUGUUGGAUUAGGAGAGCCAAAAGAUAUCGUCGAUGGAAUUCCGAGAAUUUGA
Dovyalis caffra is the source of this 1203-nucleotide messenger RNA. Lineage: Eukaryota; Viridiplantae; Streptophyta; Magnoliopsida; Malpighiales; Salicaceae. The record is from the annotation of a GenBank genome assembly.